Stomoxys calcitrans (stable fly) is the source of this 1108-nucleotide messenger RNA. It is a transcript of the gene Cib2, whose product is annotated as calcium and integrin-binding family member 2. The coding region runs from base 343 to 912 and encodes 189 amino acids. Lineage: Eukaryota; Metazoa; Arthropoda; Insecta; Diptera; Muscidae. The record is from RefSeq and is a predicted model, not a curated record. The transcript has 4 exons. Gene Ontology annotation, molecular function: calcium ion binding.
UAGCAAAAAAGUCACCGUAGGAUAUCAUUGUCAUUGAAGGUUUUUUUUUUUUGUGAAUGUGGCCUCAGAAAAAAUAUCAUCGCGGGUAUUCAGAAAAACUUGGUGUCUGAAACAGACAAAAAGUUAGCAGCCUUUUUUAACGAAUUCGAACGCAUUUGCCAGUGUGUGUGUGUGUGUGUGUGCUUGUUUUUACAAAAAUGCAUUAUAUUUAGUAGAAAUCAAUUUGCAAAAUAGUUUUCCAAACUAUAAACUUUCGAUGAUAGGAAACUGAAAAAAAAACACACCAACAACAACAACACAAACGAGCAAACGAACUCAAAGAGCAUUAGAGAAUAUCAGAACAUGGGGAAUAAAAUUGUUACAUUCACCGAACAGCAAUUGGAUGAUUAUCAGGAUUGUACAUUUUUCACACGCAAGGAGAUAUUACGUGUUCACAAAAGAUUCCGCGAAUUACGUCCGGAUUUGGUGCCACGCCAAAUGACCGAGGGACAGGCUUCAAGUGUCAAGGUUCCACGCGAUUGUAUUGAGAAGAUGCCAGAAUUAAAGGAGAAUCCCUUUCGUCGCCGCAUUUGUGAGGCAUUCUCGCGUGACGGUCAGGGCAAUCUGUCGUUUGAGGACUUUUUGGAUGCAUUUUCUGCGUUAAGCGAACAGGCGCCAAGGGACAUUAAGGUAUUCUAUGCCUUCAAAAUAUACGAUUUCGAUCAAGAUGGCUUCAUUGGACGUGCUGACCUUUUGUGCAGUUUAACCACAAUGACCAAAAAUGAAUUAAGCCCAGAGGAGCAUCAGCAAAUAGCCGAUAAGGUCCUGGAGGAGGCAGACGUCGAUGGUGAUGGCAAGUUGUCAUUUCUCGAAUUCGAACAUGUCAUUUUGCGGGCACCCGAUUUUCUAUCAACUUUUCACAUACGGAUUUAAAUGCAAGCCAACCAAUUUUGUAUGUGUCUAUGAAUGUGUGUUUGUUGUGUGUGUGGGAGUGUGGAGACAGUAACAGGAUGACUGAGGGAGAAGUCUAUUGGCAAACCACACAAUGGGAAUUCCUUUGCUGGACAUAGAAAGGCGUAUACAUAUACAUAAAUAAAAUCAAAUAAAAUUCCUAAUCGAUAACCAAUAA